AUGGGUGAUAAAAAAGUUGAUUUGCUAAAUGAGAAUAACGUUUCUGGCUCGGAGUCCUCUUUGUGCGAUUUGGGAGAGUCGUGGUGCAGGGUACUUCUCCAAAUAGCGGCCUCCUCGUCACCAAUUCUGGAGCUGCCACCACUGUCGGACCUCGCCGAAGAGAGUCCGAUGGAACCAGGAAAAUCCCUACUGACAACCGAUACCAAGAAAGAUUUGAGCCCAAAACCAAAUCAGGUCAGCACAGUGAUCUUAUAUGGAGUACCAAUAGUAUCUCUGGUGAUUGAGAAUCAAGAAAGGUUAUGUUUAGCCCAAAUAUCGAACACAUUAUUGAAGCAGUUUAGCUACAACGAAAUACACAACAGACGUGUAGCUUUAGGUAUAACAUGUGUGCAAUGCACGCCAGUUCAGCUGGAAAUUCUACGUCGCGCAGGUGCAAUGCCGGUUUCCUCAAGAAGAUGUGGAAUGAUCACCAGAAGGGAAGCAGAACGUCUGUGCAAAAGUUUUUUGGGCGACAAUGCCCCACCAAGGCUACCAGAAGACUUCGCCUUCAUGGUACAUCACGAAUGCGCUUGGGGCUGCCGUGGUCAAUUUCUGCCAUCGCGUUACAAUUCAUCCAGAGCGAAAUGCAUCAAGUGUUCAAUGUGCGGUCUUUUCUUUUCUCCCAACAAGUUCAUUUUUCACUCUCAUCGUCUCUCAGCGAAUGACAAAUAUGUGCAGCCAGACGCUGCCAACUUUAACUCUUGGAGACGUCAUAUGAAGCUGAGUGGAAGCCCACCAGAAGAAAUUGUCCAUGCUUGGGAAGAUGUGAAGGCUAUGUUCAAUGGUGGUACGCGAAAGAGGCUGCUGGCUAAUUCGAUAUCGGAGAGUCCACAGAAGCAGGCCAAGAUUGAGCCUCAACCUCAGCCAAUCGUUCCUUCUCCACGUAUACCCAGCUGUCAAGAUAUUGCCUUUCCGAUAUCUAGAGUAGCAAUGGACUUCAUCUACCACAAGCCCCUAGCGUUCACUUCGUAUUCGUCUUUCCCUUGGCUGAAGAGGAAUCCCAUUCUUUUUCCACAAGAAAAUCCGUUCUUUUCGAUGGAGAAGAGUUACCAAUCUGCCUUCAAGCCUGUGCAGAGUAUUAUGGAUAAAUCUACUGAGGAGAAAAAGGAUGAGAGUGAUGACGAAGUUGAUAUCGAGACAACUGAUGAUAAGACGAUGAACUGGGAUCUGAAGGAAGAAAAGACGCCACCAAUGAAUGCUGAUUUGGUGAAAGACUUGUCAUCUACACCUAGAGAAGAACUGGCAAGUUUCUCUCACAGAAUAUGGAAUUUAUCCAGACUUUCAUUCGAUGGAUCUGAAAGAACCAAUUUCCUCUAUCGUCAAGAUGUCCAGCGGCAUUUCGCUUUAGGAUCCCCAGAAACAUCUCUAUCAAGGAGCACCCACGCUUCAGCAAUUGACGUCAAGAAUAAUUUAGAUUGUACGAAAUGCUACGAUCAGAAUAACAUUAGUCAGUUAUACCAGUCGAAUGAACCCACUGUCAAAAUAACAUAAAUUGAUUUUAUUAAAUUUUGAUUGAGGAGUAACUUAAGGUGCAAUGCGUUGUUAAAGAACAACUUCGGUUAUUACAUUUAAAUAUUACCUUUGAAUAACAUCUUUCAUUAGCGAACAU
This is a messenger RNA of Harmonia axyridis, 1648 nucleotides long. RefSeq names its product SKI family transcriptional corepressor 1 homolog-B (gene fuss). The transcript is spliced from 7 exons. Gene Ontology annotation, molecular function: SMAD binding; DNA-binding transcription factor activity, RNA polymerase II-specific; RNA polymerase II cis-regulatory region sequence-specific DNA binding. The record is from RefSeq and is a predicted model, not a curated record. Bases 1 to 1530 code for a protein of 509 amino acids. Gene Ontology annotation, biological process: negative regulation of transcription by RNA polymerase II; negative regulation of BMP signaling pathway. Lineage: Eukaryota; Metazoa; Arthropoda; Insecta; Coleoptera; Coccinellidae. Gene Ontology annotation, cellular component: transcription regulator complex; nucleus.